AAAACUGUUAAUAUUUAUAGAAGCUAAACAAACAGUAAUAUCUAGAUACAGUACUAUAUUAUCUAAAAUUGUAACACUAGUUUCAAUUUAAACUAUAUUAUGUGGAUAGUUAUCCGGUAGACGUGAAUCGAAUGAUAUGUCAAAAUAAGUAAACGACAACAAAGUGGAAGUGAAAAUAGAAUUUAGUGAAUAUUUUUGUUAAAAUGACUUAAACAGUAUAUCAGGAUGGUGCAGAAGUAUCAGUCACCAGUCAGGGUAUAUAAACACCCGUUUGAACUGGUCGUGGCGGCAUAUGAGAAGAGAUUUCCGACAUGUAAGAUGAUUCCAGUGUUUCUUGGAUCAGAUACAAUAUCGGAAUGGACAAGUGAAGAUGAAUCUCAACAUGAUAUUGAGAGGAGAUGUCGCCUGAAUGUUGAUGCACCUUACCUUCUCAAAAAGAUUGUUGGAGUAGACCAUGUGGUAUUCAUCCAAAAGAACGCACUGGACCGUAAAGCUCGUACCUUAACCAUAGAUGCCCAUAAUGAAAGUUUCUCUUCAAGAAUUAUAAUUAACGAGCAUUGUUUUUACUCUGUUCACCCUGAAAAUCCAUCAUGGACAUGUUUUGAACAAAGUGCUAGUCUGGACAUAAAACAUUUCUUCAACUUCGAGAGUACUGUUGAAAAAAUUGCUAUGAAACAGUAUGCUGCUAAUAUCAAAAAGGGCAAAGAAGUAAUAGAGUACUACAUUCAGGAACUAAUAACAGAAGGUACAUCUUUUAUAAAACCCUGGACCCCUAAAAUUGAGGACACACCCUCACAGGACAGUGGUCUAAGGAGUCGGUCUAACAGUCAACACAGCAAUAGCAGCCAAUCUAGUCUAGUCUUAGGAGCCACUGCUGCCACCAUGCAUGAGAAGUCUCCUGUUUCUGAAGGUGCUCAUUCUCCAGAUCUUGCUGGUGGGAAACUGGAAGAUGUUUACAUUGAACGUUUUCUUGGUAACCUAACUCCAGUACAAGAGAAUAGUCUUGUUCAACUACGCCAACUCCUGCAGACUACUCAUAAAGGAAAGAUUCCAAAGGAUGCCCAUAUUUUACGUUUCCUACGUGCUAGAGAUUUCCACAGAGAAAGGGCAAGGGAGAUGCUUGUUCAUUCCAUGGCUUGGAGAAAGCUCCACAAUGUUGACGGUUUAUUAGAAUCAUAUCAAGCUAGUGAAGUUAUAGACCAGUACUAUACUGGAGGCUGGCAUUACUGUGAUAAAGAUGGCAGACCAUUGUAUGUAUUGAAGUUAGGACAGAUGGAUGUUAAGGGUCUGAUUAGGAGUGUUGGAGAGGAAGCAAUACUAAAACAUGUUUUGAGUGUGAAUGAAGAGGGUUUGAGGAGAUGUGAUCAGGCAACACAAAUCACAGGAUAUCCAGUGUCAGGAUGUACCUGUAUUGUUGAUUUGGAAGGUUUGAGCAUGCGACAUCUUUGGCGACCAGGAGUCAGAACAUUGCUACGCAUUAUUGAAGUUGUAGAAGCUAAUUAUCCAGAGACAAUGAACAAAUUAUUGAUAGUUAGAGCUCCAAGAGUGUUUCCUGUAUUAUGGACAUUAAUAAGUCCAUUCAUUGAUGAAAAUACGAGGCAAAAAUUCAUGAUAUAUGGUGGGAAAGAUUAUCAAGGAGCAGGAGGAUUGAUAGAAUUCAUUGAUAAAAAAUAUAUACCAGAUUUUCUGGAUGGAGAUUGCUAUUGUGAUGUACCUGAAGGAGGAUUAGUGCCAAAAGCUUUAUAUAAAGAAGAAUACUCAGAUAAAUCUCCCGAGGGUCCCCCACUUAGUAUUGACAGCCUUUAUCAAACAAGUUAUGUUGUAAAGGAUUUUUGUCAUGAAGUAUUAAUAAAUGUACCACAGCGAGGAUCUGUUAUCACGUGGGACUUUGACAUUCUUAAAGGGGACGUAACUUUUACUGUGAUUCGUUAUAAAUAUGGAACACUUCCCGCAGAACCAUAUCAUCAACAUCAUGUCCAAAGUGCAAUGGGUGGAAUAGGAUCUGUACAGUAUAUAGACAAAACUAUGCAGGUUGGAAAAGAUCUGACAAUUGUUGAAGCUCCACAUAUAUGCAGGGAUGGAGAUAGUGUUCAGGGUUCGAUCGUAACAAAUCAAGCUGGUAGUUAUAUACUGCAAUGGAAGUACUUUGACUCCAGUAAAGCUGCUUUUGAUUUUCCAUUAGCUUCACACAAGUCCAAAGUUAUGUACCAUACAGAUGUACUCAAGUCGGAAGCAUUUAGAGGAUCAAUGAGCAGUCUACAGUCAUGUCAUAGUGGAUUUUCCUCCUUGAGUUUAAGUACUUCACAGAGUACAGGGAGCUUAAACGCCAAUAAUCCUAACAGAGAUCAUAAUACAUCAUAAAGACUAAGAAGAUAACGAAGACUAAAUAUAACUUUCAAGAGGAACUCUGAAUCAAACACCCAGAUAACUGUGAUCAUUCCUUUGGAACAACAGAGCUUCCAUAACAGCCAGGAUAAAAAGAUUUGCAAUUUGUUUUAUUGAUUGAGAACAAAUUUUUCUACUAACAGUUUGAAAAAAAAAUAGUGAUUUUUUUUGGUGUGAUGAAAAAUAUUGUGUGCAGUUACAAGACAUUUAAAAUUGGUUUAUCAAUUCACUGUUUCUGAAUCUAAUGGACUAUGGGUAAUUUCAUUAUGUGUACACCAAAACAAAAAUAACAUCACAUUACUGGUUGAAUUUCCAUUGUUUAAGAUGUUGUUAGCCAAUCACAACAUUUUGGUGUACACUUUUGAAAAUAUUACCCAGAAUGCAUUUGAAACUGUAACAGCAAAUUCAAAACGAAGAAAAGGGGUUACAUUGAUAUUUUUUAUUGAUCUUAAUAUUCUGAGAGAAUUAGAUAAAAAAAGAUUUUUUUUUAGGACAAUUGGAGUGGAGUUACAGAAAGUUUAAUUUUAAUUAUCUUACAUAUUUAUCAUAUUAUUUGAUGAAGAUACAUUUGAAUCAUUCUUUUGCAAAAACAAUUAGGAAUCAUUUCAUCACUUUAGUUAGAAAUAUUUUAGCUUUAAAAAGUGUGAAAUAAGUUGUUUUACAGUGCAUAUGUAAUUGUUAAUACAUAUGUAAUUGUUAAUACAUGUGGUACGGAAAACUGCAUAUGAUGACAGAAUAGCACAUAUGAAAAUAGUCACUUGAUUUGUUGAUUUUAAAUUGUUUUAAUUUUUAAACCAUAUAAAGAUACAUAUGUAGUUGUUAUCACAUGUAAAGAUACAUAUGUAGCUGUUAUUGCAUGUAAAGAUACAUAUGUAGAUGUUAUCACAUGUAAAGAUACAUAUGUAGUUGUUAUCACAUGUAAAGAUACAUAUGUAGCUGUUAUUGCAUGUGAAGAUACAUACUUAAUGUUAAGAUACAGAUACAGAUGUAGCUGUUAACACAUGUAAAGAUACAGAUGUAGCUGUAAACACAUGUUAAGAUACAUAUGUAGCUGUUAACACAGUAAUAAUGCACACACUUUGUUAAUCUAACUCAGUAAUAACAUGUUCCUUUAUGAUUGUUAAUUUAUACCUAGUCGUUUUAUCUCUACAAUACAAUAGAGAAUAAAGGUGCUGAUGAUACACAUUUGUUUUGGUGUGGUCCAAAUAUUGUUGUUGUGUGAGUGAAUGUGUAUGUAAGUGAUCAGUUUGUGUUUAAAUGUGUAUAUGUUUCAUUGAUUGGUCAGAACUGAGAUACUUUGAACAUAUUUUUAUCAAUAUAAAAACAGUUUUUAGAAAUUGAAAUCAUUAGUGUAUGGGUUUUUAUUUUGAAAUUGAACAAGCAUUAGUGUAUGGGUUUUUAUUUCGAAAUUGAACAAGCAUUAGUGUAUGGGUUUUUAUUUUGAAAUUAAACAAGCAUUAGUGUAUGGGUUUUUAUUUUGUGGUUCAUCAAUAAUUUUCUAAAUAGUUCUGAUAGUAAAUAAAGUACACAUGGCUAGUUGCAAGGAAAAAUAUAUAUUGUGGAGCAUUUGAAUUAUAAAAGUGCUAGUCGUUUAAAGAACCAUUCAGUGCUUAACAAGAAUGAUGAAUUGACUUGAGUAUGAUGAGAAACGUGCAUUGGUAAAGGUAUCAUUAGAAUAUCUUAUAAUAUAAAUGCCAAAUAGUAGAAUUAAUUUCCAUUAACUUAUCAAAUCACUUCAUUUUACAGUAAAUGUAAUUAAUUAUCUCCCUUUUUAAAAUUUUACAAAUUAUCUCCCUUUUUAAUAUUUUACAAACUACUUCCUACUGGUUCUUUAUAAAUAUUACUUCAUUAAUUUUACCUGAUUAUGCAUGUUUAAUACAGCUACAUUAUUGCAGAUUAUAGGAAAAGUUUUGUAGAUUGUGACGGAUUUCUAAUCUGUGAAAUGAUAUUUAAUGUUCAAAUAUCCUGAAAUUUAACACAAUGCAUGUAAGUAGUAAUAAAUUUAAUUUAGUUUAAUUAGGUUGAUGAUUAGACAGUCUCGUGCAGCCAGGGGAAAUUCAGUAAGUAAUUCUCCCACUCAUAAAGAUGUGGAUUUUUUAUUUCAUGUUUCCAAGGCCUUAUAAGGAAGGAUUGUUGUAAAAGUUAUUAACAUGAAUAAAAUGAAGAAAUAAUUGGUUCAUUUUAUUUUGAAAAAAAUUGGAAAAUGAAUAUUGUAAUUUUAUCACAUUUGCCAGACAAAGUCUAUCUGUGUUCAUGUGAAUCAAACUACGGUUUUCAAUACAGUUCCCAUUAUUCAUACUGAACAGUUUGAAAACUUUCUAUAUUAUUAGCUGGUUUUUUUUCUCGUCAUAUGUUACAUUUGUCAAUACAAUGGUGCCAUGUAAAGGUUUCAAUGCAAAUAAGUUGUCAGUUUUCCUGAUUUUGUUAUUUUGAUUUAUAAUUAUGUGAAGUAAUGUCAUGUUUAUUUUUAUUUUUUUUAAUUUCAUGGUAAUUUUGUUAUGAAUAAAUCUCUGAUAAACUGUAACCAUAACAUACUGCUAAACUUGAUUUGAAUUUCAUUGGUUUAGGCAUUAUUUUUAAGAAUUCUGCUCCAUUGAAUUUAGGAGGAAUUUGUAAUAGGCAAUAGUUUUAAGAAUUCUGCUCCAUUGAAUUUAGGAGGAAUUUGUAGUAGGCAAUAAUUUUAAGAAUUCUGCUCCAUGUCAGAAUUGAGGUGGAAUUUGAAGUAGGCAAUAGUUUUAUGAAACGUGCUCCAUUGAAUUUAGGAGAAAUUUGAAGUAGGCAAUAGUUUUAUGAAAUCUUCUCCAUUGAAUUUAGGAGGAAUUUGAACAGAUUGAAACUCGUGCUGCAGGCCAGAUGAAUGGAGGAACUAGUAACUUUAAACAAUAGUUCACACUUUCCUGUAAUUCAAUGGAAUGUAUAUUAUCAAUUUAUCAUUUCUAGAUUAGUCACAGAAAAUUUACACAAAUCAAAAUAUAGUUAAUAAAAUAUCAUUAUAUAAAAGUACCAUGUUACACAUAUCAAUGCAAAUUUAAAUUAUUUAUCAUUGGACAGUCGGGUUAGUUAUGGUAUGCGUAGUAAAUAAAAUAUUCAUUUAUUGUUAUGCUUAAAAUAAUGUUUAAUAAGGGUUAAAUUUUGUCUAGGCAGAACUAAUUAUAUAUUAUAGAGGAGGAUGAAUGACACAGUGUUAAGGGUUGUAGCUGUUAUAAUGUAUUAUUUAGGAAGAAGCAAAAUUCUUUUAAUUAGGAGAUAACUGUAUUGUAUUUUAAGCUCCGACGGCAUCAAUUGGUGAUUUGAAGGUCACAAAUUAAGUUUACUGGUGACACGUUAGCAGAGCCAGUAAACGAGUAUUUGCGACCAUCAAAUCACCAAUUGAAGCUGUCAGAGCUUUAAAUACAAUAUAUUUAUCUCCAUCCUAAUGAAACUGACAGAAAACAACGUCAAAUCAUACAUUUAAAAUCUGGCAUAUUGUCAUCUGCGCUUGCGCGUACGUUUUCAUAGUAUCAAUUGUGAAUUGAUGCCAUGAAAAUUGGUGAUGUAUCCAAUCAAAAUGAACUUUACAAACGAUGUUGCAUUAGAAUGUUAGUUUGUACGACUGAAAUAUAAGUAGGGUAUAUGAGGUUAUUUUCCCUUCGGUUUUGUUCACAGCUAUUGUCUUUAAAGGGUCAGUUAAAUUUUCGCUAUGUUCAUUGUUCGUAAUCAAUUGCCUUGUACAAUGCAUUUUUAAAUGGACAGGGAAUUGUUUGUGUAGGGUAAAUGUGGCAUUACGGUGGUACCAAACACAUUGACCAAAAUUAAUUUGGUUCGUUUAAUUUUCAUAAAAUUUUGACAAAAUAUUUACUUUGACCCUUUGACAAAAAUAUAAAAAUUUCAAAAUAAUUGAACCACACACUUUAUUGGAAAAAUUUCAUUGGAUAUAUAGUAGUUUGACAAACACUAAUUUUAAUCAUUGAGAAGCUUAAUAUUUCCUUAACAAUAAACUUGAUUAAUACAUUCAGAUGAUUUUUACAGAGUUAUCUCCUUGUAGUGUUAUGUACCACCUUAAAUGGACAGUGAAAUGUUUUUGUAGGGUAAUUGUGGCAUUAAAAUGAAUACUGAGAACAUAGCUAAAUUUUCUGAUCUAUGGUUUUGAAGGAACAAUAAUUGUCUUCAAAGAUUUAAAGCAAUAAAAAAUGAGAAGUAUAAAGAUUAAUAAUAUAGUUUAGUCAAAGUUUAAUUACAAUACAUUGUGCCAUACUAAAUACAGAAAUAGCAAUAUUCAUGUGAAUUAACAAAAUAUAAAUAUUGGCACCAGAUAUAAUUUAAUCAAAUCACUAAAAUUAGGAUUUGUGCCAGUUUGCUAUGCGAUAAUAUAAAUUUUCCAACAUCAUUUUUUCUAAAUAUUCAAUAUUUUUUUUACUUUGGAAGAAUUGUGUGUAUAAUAUUUAGACAAUAGAAUAAUAUUUACGCAAUUAGGAAUGAAUAAAAAUAUUGGUUGCAGUAUAAUUUUUAAGCAGUAUUUUACAGAUAUAUAAAUCUGUGUAAGCUUUGCUGAAAGGAGAAAUUGUCAACAACCAGAACAAUAUCAACUAUUCUUAUUUGACAAUUUAAAACAUUUACCAUGUUGAAACUGUUGUAGAUAAAGUCAGUAUAAUUUGCCACAGGUCUCUGAUAAAUAGAUAAGUGGACAUUUUUUAAAUGAAUG
Molecule: messenger RNA, 7066 nt
Organism: Mytilus californianus (California mussel)
Lineage: Eukaryota; Metazoa; Mollusca; Bivalvia; Mytilida; Mytilidae
Product: SEC14-like protein 1
Exons: 16
Coding region: 226-2361 (711 amino acids)
Cellular component (GO): cytoplasm
Source: RefSeq, a predicted model, not a curated record